AUGGCUCGUCUGAGCUUCCUACUUCUGGGCGCUCUCUCCGCGCUAAGCGGUUUCGCCAAUGCCAGCGCCGUAAAGGACUUGCUCCCAACAAACUUCGAUGACAUCGUCCUCAAGUCUGGCAAGCCUGCUUUGGUGGAAUUCUUUGCCCCAUGGUGUGGCCACUGCAAGACACUCGCCCCUACCUACGAGGAACUCGCUACUCUAUUCGCUUUCGCUGAGGACAAGGUUAUCGUCGGCAAGGUCGAUGCGGACGCACAUCGUGAGCUGGGCAAGCGGUUUGGUGUACAGGGUUUCCCUACCCUGAAGUGGUUCGAUGGCAAGAGUGAUACUCCUGAGGAGUACUCAGGUGGUCGUGAUCUGGAAAGUCUAUCCUCGUGGAUCACCGAUAAGACUGGCAUUAAGCCGCGUGGCGCACAGAAGGAGGAGAGCAAGAUUGAAUUCUUGAACGAUGCCUCUUUCAAGACUGUUGUUGGUGGUGAUAAGAGUGUUCUGGUUGCUUUUACUGCGCCGUGGUGUGGCCACUGCAAGACUCUUGCUCCCGUCUGGGAAUCCCUCGCCAAUGACUUCGCCCUCGAAUCGGACGUUGUCGUCGCCAAGGUGGACGCUGAAGCUGAGAAUGCCCGCGCUCUGGCCAAGGAGCAGGGUGUCACCGGAUACCCUACCAUCAAGUUCUUCCCCAAGGGCUCCACCGAGCCGGAGACCUACUCUGGCGCUCGCUCCGAGCAGGCCUUUGUCGAGUUCCUGAACACCAAGACUGGCACCCACCGCUCUGUUGGAGGUGGUCUUGACAAGAAGGCCGGCACUAUUGCUGCUCUGGACAAGCUUGUUACCGAGUAUGUGUCCUUGCACAAGUUCGCCGACCUUGCCACCGACUUGAAGAAGGCUGCCAAGGAUGUUCAGGACAAGUACGCUGCCUACUACGUCAAGGUUGCAGACAAGUUGAGUCAGAACGAGGAUUACGCCUCCAAGGAGCUCACCCGCCUGCUGAAAGUUUUGGGUAAGGGUGGUUCUGCCCCCGAGAAGGUCGAUGACCUUGUCUCGCGCAGCAACAUCCUCCGUGGCUUCGCUGGCGAGGAGACUGCGAAGGAUGAGCUGUAA
Penicillium taxi is the source of this 1098-nucleotide messenger RNA. RefSeq names its product protein disulfide isomerase family protein. The record is from RefSeq and is a predicted model, not a curated record. Gene Ontology annotation, molecular function: protein disulfide isomerase activity. The transcript has 2 exons. Gene Ontology annotation, cellular component: endoplasmic reticulum. Lineage: Eukaryota; Fungi; Ascomycota; Eurotiomycetes; Eurotiales; Aspergillaceae. Gene Ontology annotation, biological process: protein folding. The coding region runs from base 1 to 1098 and encodes 365 amino acids.